Messenger RNA from Annulohypoxylon maeteangense, 4536 nucleotides. RefSeq names its product DENN-domain-containing protein. NCBI's taxonomy places the organism in Eukaryota, Fungi, Ascomycota, Sordariomycetes, Xylariales, Hypoxylaceae. The record is from RefSeq and is a predicted model, not a curated record. Gene Ontology annotation, cellular component: cytoplasmic vesicle. The transcript has 3 exons. The coding region runs from base 662 to 4030 and encodes 1122 amino acids. Gene Ontology annotation, biological process: regulation of Rab protein signal transduction.
AAACAAAAGAUAUAGGCCGAACACUAUCUACGUGCACACCAAUUUUUUAAAAACAGGUGUCUCGCGGUAGUUAAAAAGAUCUUCUGACCUUUUUUUUCGGAGAAUCGAUCAACCUGAUAAGUCCUGCAGGUCUGUCGACUAAGACUAAUUAUCUGAUCCGUUGACACCCAUCUCAUCUUAAUGGACGGUUUGCCUUUCGUCUAUUAAAAUAGUUUGCUUUAGUAGCCGACGAUACAUCCACAUUUUACACCCCUCAACCACCCGACCCCUCGAGCACGUCCCGCAGAGUAGACCCUGUUGUUAGAAUCUACUGGAGUCUGCCGAAUUAUCUAGCGGUAACCAGUCAGUUGUUCAAUCACAUAACUUUCUUAAUCCAUCCAACACUCGCUUGUACAACGGGAUAUAUGCAUCGGCGCACUUGUAACAAAGUUGCCGAUAUCCACAAGUCGGGACUGAGAAAACAACAACAGAACAAACUCACACAGUUCGAACUGUUGAUUGGUGCCUGGCAAACCCCUGGGCACGUCACUCGGACAUAACUUCUUAAAAGUUCAGAUUGAUUUCUCCAUCUCAAUCGACAAUCGACCUUCUCUUCGGCGAACGGAGUUCAAGUGUGGAUUGAAAUAAGGGGGAAUAGACACCGCCAUAGGCCUGCGAUGUCAUGGAUAGCCCUUCGGCGCCGCUCGCGGACUAUUUCUGGAUUGCGGGCGUCGAGUCCAUAUCCUACCAAGACCUCCCACCUCCAACUUCAGCAUCGUCUACUCAGGUAGACGACACCAUCGACGAAGAUGGCGAACCCGACGACGACCCCGAACCGACACCAUCCCCUUCGGUCAACAGAACCUCUGCGAGACACUCUCGCCAGAACUCUAAUAAUAGACUCUCCAAAUCAUCGUUCGCUUCAAUCCUGGCCCUUGAAGAGUUGGAUGGGAAUACGAGAAGUAACAGGAGUAGUGCUACAAUAAGACCCAAUCCUCACCCUGUGGCGGCUGGGCAGGAUGGCUUUCUUAUGGAUUUUGAUUUCGACAAGGCCUUAGUCAAGUUCGCAGCCGAGAGGGAGAACUUCCUCGAGGAUCUAAGCUUCUCGGCCGGUGCCAAGACGCACUCGCGACCACCGAUGGUGAACCCACGGACGGAUAAGAUCAAGGCAGACGAAGCCUCAGGCGGAAGGAUGAGCCCGAUGAAGAGCAUCAGAGGAAGCAUCAGAGGCAGCAUAAGACGGAAAAUAAGCUUUAGGGAUAUGAACAGCGUGCGAAAGCAGCCAACAACCCCGAGACCCGCAUCAAUCCGAACUACUAGGAGAAUGAGCAGCUACAAUUCCGUCAUCCCCCCGCCCGAACCUCUUAACCUCGACCCUGAUAUGCAUCCCCUGAAACGACGAUUCGAACCCGAACUCCUAGACCGAUACCCUCCUCGACACGACACGGAAAGCCUCAGCAAGAGAGGCAGAUUCCCAGAUUAUGUACCCAUGUUCGCCUUCCCUAACGACAUUCAGAUUGUCUCAUCGGAUGAGAGACCGCGAUCGACAUGGCAUGGAUUCACCAUGACCUCGGACGAUAACUCCAAGCUCUAUGGAAUAACCGUCAUUAUAUGGACAGCACUCACAACAGAUGUAGCAGAGGAUAUAGAGAUGCGUUGUGAGCUUUGGAGACAGAGGCAUAUGACUGAGGAAGAACGAGAGCUUGCGGGUAGUCUUGGAGCACGUCUCGCCGCCGAACGUGCGCAUCUCUCGCAGCUGCUAGCAAAACUUCCCACAAUAGCGUCUGGGUCGUCUGCUCGGGAGACGCUCGAUGACCAGAUUAGUGCAGUGGAGGAGAAAAUUAGCCUCAUGACGGAAAUGUUGAGGCCCCUAAGACACGGGGCCGCAUCGAAGAUCGAUGGCUUGACCGCCGGUGAGAGUGGUCUUUGGACGCCUCGAGCGUACGGCAUUCUUGGCAGAGAUGUCACAAAACUGGGCUUUUGGAAGGAUUGGCUUCGAGCCGUCAUAGUACCAAUGACAGAUGGUGCAAUUCUACGCGUACCUCCAAGCUCUCCGCGAGUAGGUCGCUGGCAACCUUUAGAAAGAUACGUGGUCAAUCUAUGUACCGAGGCUUUUAGCCCUCUAAGCUCCAAAACCCAGGUCGAGAUUGGCGUGCGCGAGUUACGUCUAUAUGCACGAAAGGAAGCAAUUAAUGAGCUUCCAGGCUCACGUAACACUGACCUAUAUGCGUUAUUUAGAUCCCUAUCACUCGAAAAUAUCGUCACUCUCUUCGAAUAUGCCAUGUCUGAAUCACGAAUUAUCUUCCUCUCAUCACACACGGCGAUGCUUCAUCUCGCCUCACACGCCCUGGCUAGCUUGUUAUAUCCGUUGACUUGGGCAAGCAUAUUCAUUCCUAUUUUACCGGCGCGGUUGAUAUCUGCCCUUGAGGCCCCUUGUCCCUACAUCGUCGGCAUUGAGCGAAGAUACGACAAUAUCGCGAUUCCGGAUGACGACUAUGUCUUGGUUGACUUAGACAAAGAUACGAUUGAAUCACCGGCGCUGCCAGUUCGUCUCCCAAAACAACACCGACGAAAACUUCUUUCGCUCCUGCAAUAUGCGGCGCCGCAUAGUUUACGAUUCGGUGUCACGACAGGCCCACCUCCAUAUGCGAUUGAAUCUUUUCCUUACGACGCCUUCUCCGCUGAGAAUGGCGCCCUUUUUGACGAGAAGGCUGCGCCAAGUACGCUAUACAAAUGGGUGGCACAGAAUUCUUCAUCUUUUGGAGACCCCGAGCCUGCAGGCACGGCAAGCCCACCCGUGUUUAAUGCAUUCUUGCAUGCGAAGCCGGGAGGAUCCGAACGGCCAGCCACCAGCAAAUCAAAUAAGACCAGCCCGCCAUCGUCAGUAUCGCCUAUCUCGGUAAAUUUCCCGCCCAUGCCCGCGACACCUAUUUCUAGAAGCGAUUCGGGGUUCGCAUUAUCCUCUACACUAAGAGAGAAGAGAUCGGGUCAUUUCGAUGAGAAGGGUCGGCGCAGCUCCUCAUUCGGUCACGCACCGGUUCACCGACCUCACCCGCCCUUCUUAAACGGCCAUCAAUCGAAUUUAUCCAUCUCUGCUAUUUCGAUAGACUCACAAUCGUCGUACGGGGGUUACGCUCCGUCGACGUACGCCCAGUCUACUAUCGCUGCAUCCACGGUGAUGCCGAACAUGCUUGUUCAGCCAGUAGAAAACACCGAGUCUACGAUGUGGGUUGAAGGACACUGCUUCAAUUUCGGUGCUAACGACACUACCUCAACCUGCACGAUUUGCGAUGAGCGAUGCGAGGGUGAUGGAUGGUAUAAGUGUGUAGGAUGCGGAGCAGUCUCACACGGACGUUGUCUCGGCUGCGUCUGUAUUGUCUGCCCAGUCGCCUUCAGCGAGGACAAGAUUCGUGCUGCUUUUGUACGUUGCCUCGCGAGUCUUCUUUAUACAUAUCGCAAGCAUCUGGCUCGGCCAACGAAGGACCAAAAGAACAGUGGCCAAAUAUAUGGGUUCGACAUGAAUGCAUUUAUUAGAAGCUUGCCGUACGACCAACAGGAGUACGUUACAAUGAUGAAAGAAACGCAAGCAUUUAAUGAAUUCAUCCACCAACGCGAAACGCAGCCAGGCACAAACCCAGAGAUCCGCCUUUUCGACGAGAUAAUUCUCGCUAAGAAGGCUCGAGGAAGAUCCGGCUUGUCUUCUGGCUUAUCCCGUCUCUCGACGAUAAGAGCCUCUCACGGCGUCUCUGCCUCCCUACCUGGUCUUCAAAUCCCAUCGAGACAUCAGAAACAAGCAUCGUUCUUGACAGACACCUCCGAUCACAUAUGGAGAACGGCUUGCGUGCCUGUACCGAACGCCAAGUUCCAAGGCGACUACCGAUCAGUGACGACAAGAAUACCAGCACGACUAGACCCUUCUUUAAUGAAGGAACCCCGUGCCAUACAAGGUGUACCACGAGCCGAGCAACGUAGAAGAGGGGUGAUGAGGAAGCAAGUUCCCAGCAUGAUGAUCCCCACACCAGCCUCUCCCUCUUCUCCCGAGUCAAAUUAGCGUAUUGACUACAUACCAAGUCAAGGACAACCUACUAGAAUGUAACAUUAAUGAGGAUAAAGAUGGUAUGCUUUGCCUUAAUUGUACUAUAGCUGGGAGGGGACACGAGAUGAACAAAAGUUCCCCAAACUUGCUUUCCCUCCGGAUAUCCAGAAUUCAGUCGACAUUUGCGUUCCGAACCGAUAUCCUACGGCAUUGCGCUAUUAAGUUGGGGGGGAGGAAAUAAUGUCUAGCUAAAUUUGCCUACCGAAGCAAGGUGCGAAGUGAAGAGAUCAGAAGAUGGUGAAAAAAAGGGGGAGAGAAGAAUACCUAGGCAGAAAAUUCAACCGGCCUUGAAUAUGUAGUCGUUGGACUUAUUUGCAGAGAUAGGCAGAUCGCGAUCAAUUUACAAGAAGACAAGAAAGAGACAGACAGGGAGCAUCAAGCAUUGCGUGGGGGGGCAAGGCAAGUAGAGAGGUUGUUGAUACGAAUCACGUAAAGAAUUAAGGAAUUGCAUUUAACAUGGG